CACUAUUCCGUUCCACCAGCCUCAUCUCAACCUGUCGUACCCAGGAUUCGUGGCUUUCCGAUCGCUUCUUGAUCAGUCUCUCGUUGACGGAGCCUCUGGGUUGUUUUUCCUUCUUCCACUUCUCUAAUAACUACACUCGCUUCGCGCCUCUUUAAUAGCCCCUAGCCCUACCUAGAUCCUAGAUCGCCGAUCAUCUCCGUGCUCUUCCUAUUGCCGUGCCCGAACACCCGUUUCGACGCGCACCAUGUUCUCCAAGUUUCUGACUGCCACCACCGUGGCCCUCGCGGCCUCGCUUGUGUCGGCGCAGACUCACAGCGACUGUGAUCCCACCAAGAAGGAUGGUUGCCCUCAUGACAAGGCCGUUGGGGCCCAGAUUGUCGACAUCGACUUCCGCAAGGGCGCCAGCAGCUUCUUCAAGGCUGCCGAUGGCACCGACCUCAAGUACGACAGCGGCCUGGGCGCCGUGUUCACCAUCAACAAGGAGACGGACGCGCCGACUAUCACGAGCAACCAGUACAUCUUCUUCGGCCAGGUGGACGUGACGGUGCGGGCCUCGCAGGGCGUGGGCGUCGUGACCAGCUUCGUGCUGCAGUCGGACGACCUGGACGAGAUCGACUGGGAGUGGCUCGGCGGCGACGCCACCCAGGUGCAGACCAACUACUUUAGCAAAGGAUGCACCGACACCUACGACCGCGGCGGCUUCUCGCCCGUUUCGGACCCCAUCAACAACUUCCACACCUACACGAUCAGGUGGACGCCGGAGAAGCUCGAUUGGAUCAUCGACGGCGCCGUGGUCCGCACGCUCACCAACUCGGGUCUUUCGGGCUGCUCCGGCUACCCCCAGACCCCCAUGCAGAUCAAGCUGGGCACCUGGGUGGGUGGCCGCAGCGACGCGCCCGAGGGCACCAUCCAGUGGGCCGGAGGCCUGACCGACUUCUCCAAGGCGCCUUUCUACGGCUACUACCAGAGCAUCCGCAUCCAGGACUACAUGGGCGGCCAGGGCGCGACGUCGGCGAGCGAGUACUACUACGGCGACAAGUCGGGCACCUGGCAGAGCAUCAAGAUCGUCAACGGCAGCUCGACCGGCUCCGCCACCAUCGCGUCUUCCACCACGACGACCACCAAGCCGACCACGACGGCCAAGCCCACCACCACCAGCAGCACCUCCAAGCACACCUCGACCGCCACCACCCUGACGACCGUCAGCCCCACGCGCAUCGCCACCAACAACGGCACCGCUACCACGUCGCCGGCCGGCAGCAGCGACAAGCCCACGGCCACCACGGCCACCACGGUCCCCACGGCCAGCCAGACCGGCGCCGCGGUCAAGGUGGCUGGCAACCUGGUCGCCGCGGGCGCUGCCGCCCUGCUCGGCUUCCUGGCCCUCUAAGUGCCCGCCAGGCGCACCCCACGCGACAGCGGAGCAGCCCGCUGGCUCUUUCGGUUUUUGAUGUCUUCGUCUUUUCCACCGACCGAAGAUAUUUUGCAGCUUCGAAUCACUCCUUUUCUGUUCGCUUUUUUUUCCCGACGCUGCUUUUGGCCGUGGGAACAAAGCGACAUGCGCCGAUGUUUUUCAGACCAUGUUACCGUUUUAAUGCCGGUCGCCGGGGAAAGGAACAAGACGGACCGGACACCGCCGUGGGCUCUUGCUGGCCGGACAUGGGAAUGGAGUACAUAACUCAGCGUACAUGCGUCGCGGCGUGCGCAGCGUUGUCAUGAGUUUCUUGAUGCAGCUUGUCGCACGCAGAUACGGGAGAUGAGAUGACGUCGGGUUGAAGGGUUGGUUUUCGGUUGGAGGCGGUGCGUUGUUGAUGCUUUGGUUUUGGUGGCAAGAUGGCAUGGUUGUUUGAAGCUGGUUAUGUUUGACGGAGCGUUGAGUUAUUUUUUGGAACGUGAGGCUGUGAUGGGCAUCAAUGAUGUGAUACCCGGGGAUGAGGUUUGGAGCGGUUGCUUCUGGGGUUUUUAGUUGAAAAUGGCAGCGAUGCAUUGCUAGACUAGACUGUGUAAACAGGGUCAGAGGCUAGAUGAUAGUUGUCAUUUGCAGCGAUCUCUUCCGCUCUCGCUGGUGCCGGAUUCUUCCCCUGGCGAGGGGAGGCGAGGGGAGUCAUGGGAUGGUGUGUGCUUUACUGAUGGUUUUGAUGUGGAUCAAAUACCCGUUUCCCCCCC
Molecule: messenger RNA, 2166 nt
Organism: Thermothielavioides terrestris NRRL 8126
Lineage: Eukaryota; Fungi; Ascomycota; Sordariomycetes; Sordariales; Chaetomiaceae
Product: glycoside hydrolase family 16 protein
Exons: 2
Coding region: 245-1390 (381 amino acids)
Biological process (GO): fungal-type cell wall organization; carbohydrate metabolic process
Cellular component (GO): fungal-type cell wall
Molecular function (GO): glycosyltransferase activity; hydrolase activity, hydrolyzing O-glycosyl compounds
Source: RefSeq, a predicted model, not a curated record